This is a messenger RNA of Candoia aspera, 954 nucleotides long. Its product is annotated as olfactory receptor 10A7-like. The record is from RefSeq and is a predicted model, not a curated record. NCBI's taxonomy places the organism in Eukaryota, Metazoa, Chordata, Lepidosauria, Squamata, Candoiidae. Gene Ontology annotation, molecular function: G protein-coupled receptor activity; olfactory receptor activity; odorant binding. The transcript has a single exon. Bases 1 to 954 code for a protein of 317 amino acids. Gene Ontology annotation, cellular component: membrane. Gene Ontology annotation, biological process: G protein-coupled receptor signaling pathway.
AUGAGAAAGGCAGUACAGGGAAACAGGACUGUCACCAUCAGUUAUUUCCUCCUCCUGGGAUUUGGGGAAUUACACGGACUUCAGAUCAUCGUAUUCCUUGUACUCUUAGCUGUCUAUAUUUUGACUAUGAUGGCAAAUUUUCUCACUGUUCUUCUGAUAUUGACUGAUCUGCAUCUCCACACAGCCAUGUAUUUCUUCCUCGGUAAUUUGUCCUGUUUGGAAAUGAUAUACAGUUCUGCUAUCCUGCCCAAAAUGUUGGCCAGUCUCUUAACAGGGGACAAAUCCAUCUCUCUCAAAGGAUGCAUGACACAACUAUACUUCUUUGGCUUCUUAGCUAGUACAGAAUGUUAUCUCCUCUCUGUGAUGUCUUAUGAUCGCUUCCUAGCCAUAUGCAGGCCCUUGCAUUAUACAGCUUCAAUGAAUAGCAGGCUUUGCAUCCAGUUAGCAGCUGGCUCUUGGAUCAGUAGCAUGGCAUUAACUUCUAUAUAUUCAGUCUUGAUGUUGAGACUUUCGUUUUGUGGUCCUAAUGAAAUUGAUCAUUUCUUUUGUGAGUCACUGCCAUUAAUAAGACUCUCAUGCAGUGACACAACCCUUGUGAAGUAUGUCAGUGUAUUUAUGGCUUUUAUAUUAACUUUCCCCCCUUUUAUUUUGACCGUAAUAUCUUACAUAUAUAUCAGUAAUACCGUUUUGAGAAUUCCAUCCAGUACUGGGAGGCAAAAGGCCUUUUCCACCUGCUCUUCUCACUUGAUUGUCGUCUCUCUUUUUUAUGGGACACUAAUCAUCACAUAUUUGAUGCCAGAAAGCAAAGGCAAGAAAAACCCCAGUAAAAUAUUUUCAGUUUUAUAUACUGUCCUUCCACCCUUUUUUAACCCUCUGAUAUAUAGCCUAAGAAAUACAGAUGUCAAAAAAGCCCUGAAAAAGCUGUUACACAGACUUUGGAAAGAUUUAUUUUGA